CAAGAAUCUUAAGUAUGUGACUUUAAAACACAGUCCACUAAAAAUUACUAAAAAUUAAAUAACAUUAUUAAAAUGAAGGUGAAGAGGUUUUUUCGUCGAUUGGCAACAUUAUUUAAGUGCUGUGUUUCGGAAAACAAAAAGCAUAAUACAAGUGGUGAUGUACAACUAGAUGUUAAAAACAUAGAAUGUAGCACAACACAAAUGAAUGAUAUCGAUGUACAAAAUGAAGUGUCAGUAGAUAGUGUGUCAAUUGUAAAACAAGAUAAUGGCGACGAUAUGAUUGUUGUGGAAAAUAUUAAUUUAUCUGAAGAUACAAAUGACAUUUGCAUUUCCAAUACUUUAACUGAGGAGGAUCCCUCAAAUAAUAGUGCCCCAGAGCUCAAAAUUGAUUGUAUAGAAGAUUUGUUGGCAGUUAAGCAAGAGAAUGUUGAAGAUAUGAUUACUGAGGAAAAUAUGUAUUUACCUGAAGAUAUGAAUGACCUUUGCAUUUCCAAUACUUUAACUGAGGAGGAUCCUUCAAAUAAUAGUGGAACAGAGCUCAUAGUAGAUUGUAUAGAAGAUUUGUUGGCAGUUAAGCAAGAGAAUGGUGAAGGUAUGAUUACUGAGGAAAAUAUGAAUUUACACGAUGAUGUGAAUGACCUUUGCAUUUCAUAUAUUUUUACUGAAGAGGAUCACUCAAAUAAUAGUACCCCAGAGAUCAAAAUUGAUUGUAUAGAAGAUUUGUUGGCAGUUAAGCAAGAGAAUGGUGAAGAUAUAUUUGCUGUGGAAAAAAAGAAUUUACACGAUGAUAUGAAUGACUUUUGCAUUUCCUAUAUUUUUACUGAACAGGAUCACUCAAAUAAUAGUGCCCCAGAGCUCAAAAUUGAUUGUAUAGAAGAUUUGUUGGCAGUUAAGCAAGAGAAUGGUGAAGAUAUGUUUGCUAUGCAAAAUAAGGAUUUACACGAUGAUAUGAAUGACUUUUGCAUUUCCUAUAUUUUUAAUGAAGAGGAUCACCCAAAUAAUGAUUCGCCAGAACUGGAAGUAACACCUAUUGAAGAAGAAGUGUCCAUGGAAACGCGUAAACACGAAGAAGGUGUUAUACGCUAUUUUGGAAUGAAUAAUGGAGCCGGUAGAAUAAUUUCAAAAAAUGGAAAAUGUUAUAAAUUUUAUAAGAAAGAUAUUGUUGGUACUUAUAAAUAUUAUAAAUCUCCACAAAAAGCAAAGUUUGUGGUCAAUGAUUCACAGCCGAAUUGGGCCAUAGAUGUUGAAAUAGUUGGAGAUAUUUAUGGCCAACGAUGCUAUUAUUGCUUAACGCAUGGUCAUUAUACAGAGGAAUGUAUGCAAUUAGAUAUUGACUCAUUAAAUUUUUACUAUCCUUACAUUUAAAGUACUAG
Daktulosphaira vitifoliae (grape phylloxera) is the source of this 1373-nucleotide messenger RNA. RefSeq lists its product as uncharacterized. The transcript has 5 exons. Lineage: Eukaryota; Metazoa; Arthropoda; Insecta; Hemiptera; Phylloxeridae. The record is from RefSeq and is a predicted model, not a curated record. Bases 73 to 1365 code for a protein of 430 amino acids.